Thlaspi arvense is the source of this 1062-nucleotide messenger RNA. The record is from the annotation of a GenBank genome assembly. NCBI's taxonomy places the organism in Eukaryota, Viridiplantae, Streptophyta, Magnoliopsida, Brassicales, Brassicaceae.
CCAAUAAUAAAUGCUUGACGCUUCCCACUCAUGCUCUGGUUAUACGUAUACAAAUCAUAAAUAAAUAAAUACAUACAGAUCGAAUCGAAUCUUUGAUUACAUUAUUAUCAUACACUAUAACAUAACAAACAGUUCUUUAUUUGUUAAAUCCAAAGAUAAAAUAAGCGUGUGUUUCGCCUUCUCUUUUCACUUUUGUUUUUUCGGUUACUUCUCUCUCUCUCUCUUUCAGCCAUUUCCUUUUUGCUCUCUCUCUCUCUGAUCAUGGCUUCGUCCGUUUCCUCUACAUCCACUGUGAAAUUUGUUCCAGAAGAAGAUAAUUUCUUGCAGAGACAUGUCGCCUUCUUCGACAGGAACAAAGAUGGCAUCGUUUAUCCCUCGGAAACAUAUCAAGGAUUUAGAGCAAUCGGAUGUGGAUAUCUCUUGUCGGCAUUCGCUUCUUUGUUCAUCAACAUGGGUCUUAGCAGCAAAACUCGUCCGGGCAAAGGUUUUUCGUUAUCGUUUCCAAUAGAGGUUAAGAAUAUCCAUCUUGCCAAACAUGGCAGCGAUUCAGGCGUUUACGAUAAAGAUGGAAGGUUUGUGGAAUCCAAGUUCGAGGAGAUAUUUGCGAAGCAUUCAAAGACACAUCCCGAUGCGUUGACGAACGAGGAACUCAAACAGCUCCUCAACGCAAACAAAGAAGCUAAUGAUCGUAAAGGAGCGAUUGCAUCAUAUACGGAGUGGAAAAUACUGCAUUAUUUGUGUAAAGACAAGAAUGGUUUGUUGCACAAAGAGACAGUGAGAGCUGUCUACGAUGGUUCUCUUUUCGAAAGACUUGAGAAACAAAGAGCUUCUAAGAAACAUCCAUAAACACCCAAUUUAAACAAACUCUUGUAUGCUUGUGAAUUUGUUUUUUUUAUCAAAACUUUUAUUACUUCAAUGUUAUAGUGAACAAUGGUGUGAAGAUUUCAAUAUGUUUGAUUUCUAAAAUUAUGGGUUUUUCGUUUAUUUGAUCAAUUGUGUACGUAUCUAUUUCCAAUGAAUAAUUGAUUAUACUCAAAUUAAAGUAUCUCUUAAUUUCCUACA